Cyclopterus lumpus (lumpfish) is the source of this 2521-nucleotide messenger RNA. It is a transcript of the gene stat4, whose product is annotated as signal transducer and activator of transcription 4. The coding region runs from base 81 to 2339 and encodes 752 amino acids. Gene Ontology annotation, molecular function: RNA polymerase II cis-regulatory region sequence-specific DNA binding; DNA-binding transcription factor activity, RNA polymerase II-specific. Gene Ontology annotation, biological process: response to peptide hormone; cytokine-mediated signaling pathway; cell surface receptor signaling pathway via JAK-STAT. The record is from RefSeq and is a predicted model, not a curated record. The transcript is spliced from 24 exons. Lineage: Eukaryota; Metazoa; Chordata; Actinopteri; Perciformes; Cyclopteridae.
UCCUGAGUGCGAGGACAGCCCCUGAAUAAACGAGGUCGCUUCCUGAACAUAAAUCGAAAGUCAAAAGAGGGAAAGUGCGCAUGGUGACUGAGACUGACGGAGAAGCAGCGCAGAAACAGCACAGGAUGAGCCAGUGGAAGCAGAUUCAGCAGCUGGAGAUCAGACUCCUGGAACAUGUGGACUAUCUGUAUGAUGACAACUUCCCCAUGGACAUCCGUCAGGGUCUGUCCAGCUGGAUCGAGUCUCGGGAUUGGGACAUAGCAGCUAACGAUGAGUCAAUGGCGGUGGUGCUGUUCACAGACCUGCUAUCCCAGUUGGAUCAGGUGCGAUCGCAGGAGCAGAACUUCCUACAGAGACACAACAUGAAAAUCAUACAGCAGCAGUUGCAGAUGAAAUACAUGACAAAUCCUGCUCUCAUGGCCAGGGUUAUCUCCACCUGCCUCAAGGAAGAGCGCCGUAUUCUCUCCAGCGCCUGCAUGCAGGAACAGGGUCCACUGGAGAAAUCAUUGCAGAACUCUGUGGCCUCAGAGCGACAGAAGAAUAUGGACAACAGAGUUGGGAUCAUCAGGACCAGCGUGCAGUUGAUGGACCAGGCGGUGAAAUACAUCGGGGACAUGCAGGAGGACUUCGAUUUCCGCUACAAGACGCUGCAGUCUCAAGACGCUCCACGGAACCCCGAGGUGAUGAAACAGGAAAUAACAAGACUGCAGGAAAUGCUCAACAGGCUCGACUUUAAAAGGAAGGAGAUCUUAUCAAAGAUGGGCGUUGUGAUCAAGGAGAUCGAUGACCUGAUGACCUCUCAGCUCAACCCCGAGCUGCAGGACUGGAAGCGCAGGCAGCAGAUCGCCGCGAUCGGCGGUCCGCUGGUCACGGGCCUGGACCAGCUGCAGAGUUGGUUUACUCUGACCGCCCAGAGCCUCUUCCAGAUAAAGCACCAGCUGGACAAACUGGUGGAACUGGUUGUGAAGGUCACCUACGAAAGUGACCCGAUUCCCCUGCAAAAGCCUCAGAUGGAGGAGCGCAUCAACUACCUCAUCUACCACCUCAUCAAGAGCUCUUUCGUGGUGGAGAAGCAGCCGUGCAUGGCCACGCAUCCACAGAAACCCCUCAUCAUCAAGACCGGAGUACAGUUCACCACCAAAGUCAGACUCCUGGUUAAACUUCCAGAAGUGGAUUAUCAGCUGAAAGUGAAAACAACAUUUGACAAGGACCUCCCCCCGGGCAGAGUAAGUCGUCAGUUCUUCAUCCUGACCAACAACACUAAAGCGAUGGACAUCGAGGACUACUCCAACGGCUGCCUCUCAGUGGAGUUCAGACACCUGCAACUGAAAGAGAAGAAAUAUAUCAACGGGACAAAGGGGAGCGAGGGUCUCCUCUCUGUGACGGAGGAGCUUCACUCUCUCAGCUUUGAGGCUUGCUUCACAGUGCAGGGCCUCACCAUCGACCUGGAGACGUCUUCUCUGCCACUGGUGGUCAUUUCCAAUGUGAGCCAGCUGCCUGGAGGCUGGGCGUCUGUCAUGUGGUACAACCUCCUGACCGAUGAGCCCAGGAACUUGGCCUUCUUUGGAAACCCACCUCGGGCCACGUGGAGCCAGCUCUCCGAGGUCCUCAGCUGGCAGUUCUCCACCGUUGCUGAUCGAGGCCUCAACAAGGCGCAGCUCAACAUGCUGGGAGAAAAGCUUCUCGGUCAGCAUGCCUCCUGUAGUGACUUUCAAGUGUCCUGGUCCAAGUUCUCCAAGGAGAAUAUCCCAGGAAAGUCCUUCAGUUUCUGGAUGUGGCUGGACUCCAUCCUGGAGCUCAUCAAGAAGCACCUGCUGCCGGUCUGGAAGGAGGACUCCAUCAUGGGCUUUGUGAGUAAAGAGAUGGAGCGCGCUCUGCUGAAGGACCGAGAGUCGGGCACAUUCCUCUUACGCUUCAGCGAGAGCCACCUCGGAGGAAUCACGUUCACCUGGGUGGAGCGCGACCACAACGGAGACGUGAAGUUCAACUCCGUGGAGCCGUACACUAAGAGCCGGCUCAGCGCGCUCCCAUUGGCCGACAUCAUGCGAGACUACAAGGUGAUCUCGGACGGGGUCGUCCCGGAGAGCCCGCUCAAGUUCCUCUACCCCGACAUCCCCAAAGACGAGGCCUUCGGACUUCUCUACAACAGCCUGCCGAGCAAAGCCUAUCCGUACAUACCGUCUACCCUCAUCCCCAUCUCACAAUUGCGCUCCCGUCCAAUCGCCACGCCAAUUUCUUGUCAGUCUCCUGAGCCGCCGAUGACUCCCAGGGAGUUUGACAUGCUCAGCGAACAGCUGUGCUUUGACAUUGAGACCAUGAGCUCUCCAUAUUCAGACUGAAGCGAGAUGAAACAUGCAACACGUUGCUGAAAGAUGCCUUGAAUCAUUCCCAAAGGGGGUUUUCAUACAUUCAUUUCAUUUGUAUUGACUUGGUUUUGAGUUGUUGACUAUUUUCUAUAAGGACAUUAUUUCAUAUUAAACAUGUUUAUUUUGUGUCUGUAAUGUGCACUAUGUUGACGUAA